Messenger RNA from Marmota monax (woodchuck), 2170 nucleotides. RefSeq names its product cytochrome P450 2D17. The transcript has 10 exons. The coding region runs from base 6 to 1694 and encodes 562 amino acids. The record is from RefSeq and is a predicted model, not a curated record. Gene Ontology annotation, biological process: xenobiotic metabolic process; arachidonate metabolic process. NCBI's taxonomy places the organism in Eukaryota, Metazoa, Chordata, Mammalia, Rodentia, Sciuridae. Gene Ontology annotation, cellular component: intracellular membrane-bounded organelle; cytoplasm. Gene Ontology annotation, molecular function: iron ion binding; heme binding; oxidoreductase activity, acting on paired donors, with incorporation or reduction of molecular oxygen, reduced flavin or flavoprotein as one donor, and incorporation of one atom of oxygen.
CUCACAUGUCAGCUUCUGGGGACACCUCACAUCCAGACCAUAAUGGGGGCAGCAGAAAGGAUGAGACCCUGAUUGUAGACUCUCCUAUGCCACCACACAUGGAGGACCCAGGCUGGUGUGCAUGGCAAGUGUACCUGGAGUGGCCAGGGGAGCCGGGUGUGCCAGAGGAGCUCGUGGACAGCACGGCAGCCAUGGGGCUGCUCACCGGGGACGCACUGUGGGCCCUGAGUGUGGCCGUGGCCGUCUUCCUGCUCCUGGUGGACCUGAUGCACCGGCGCCAACGCUGGGCUGCACGCUACCCGCCAGGCCCUCUGCCAUUGCCCGGGCUGGGCAACCUGCUGCAGAUUGACUUCCAGAACAUGCCCAGCUCCUUCCAAAAGAUGAGGUUCCGCUUUGGAGACGUGUUCAGCCUGCAGCUGGCCUGGAAGCCUGUCAUUGUGCUCAAUGGGCUGGCCGCUGUGCGGGAGGCGCUGGUGAACCACAGCGAGUACACCUCCGACCGCCCGUGGAUGUCCAUCUAUGACCACCUGGGCUUGGGACCACGGUCUCAAGGGGUGAUCCUGGCAAGUUAUGGGCCUGCCUGGCGCGAGCAGCGGCGCUUCUCUGUCUCGACGAUGCGCAACUUUGGCCUGGGCAAGAAGUCCCUGGAGCGGUGGGUGACCGAGGAGGCCAGCUGCCUCUGUACAGCCUUUGCCAACGAGGCCGGAUGCCCCUUUAGCCCCAUGUCCCUGCUGAAGAGAGCAAUGUGCAACGUGAUCUCCUCCCUCAUCUAUGCCCGCCGCUUCAAGUAUGAUGACCAGCGCUUGGCCAAGAUGCUGGACCUUCUGGAGGACAUGCUGAAGGAGGAUUCUGGCUUUGUGCCCAUGGUGCUGAAUGUGGUCCCAGUGCUCCUGCGCAUCCCAGGGCUGCCUGGCUGGGUCUUCCGUGCACAGAAGGCCUUCAUGGAUAUGGUGGAUGAGCUGUUGGAGGAGCACAGGAUGACCUGGGACCCAGCCCAGCCACCACGAGACCUGACUGACGCCUUCCUAGCAGAGGUGGAGAAGGCCAAGGGGAACCCUGAGAGCAGCUUCAAUGAUGAGAACCUGCGCAUCGUGGUGCUUGACCUGUUCACCGCAGGGAUGGUGACCACCUCGACCACGCUGGCCUGGGCCCUCCUGCUCAUGAUCCUGCACCCGGAUGUGCAGCGCCGCGUCCAACAGGAGAUUGAUGAAGUGAUAGGGCAGGUGCGACAGCCAGAGAUGGGGGACCAGGCCCGCAUGCCCUUCACCAUGGCUGUGAUUCACGAGGUGCAGCGUUUUGGAGACCUUGUCCCUCUAGCUGUGCCUCACUUGACAACCCGUGACAUUGAGUUGCAGGGCUUCCUCAUCCCCAAGGGGACAACGCUCAUCACCAACCUGUCGUCUGUGCUGAAGGAUGAGACCGUCUGGGAGAAGCCCCUCCACUUUCACCCUGGACACUUCCUGGAUGCCCAGGGCCACUUUGUGAAGCGGGAGGCCUUCAUGCCUUUCUCAGCAGGCCGCCGUGUGUGCCUCGGGGAGCCCCUGGCCCGCAUGGAGCUCUUCCUCUUCUUCACCUGCCUCCUGCAGCGCUUUAGCUUCUCAGUGCCCCCUGGACAAGCCCGGCCCAGCGACUAUGGUGUGUUUGGUACCAUAGUGACCCCAUCCCCCUAUCAACUGUGUGCUGAGCCCCGCUAGAGGAGGUGCAGACCCCAACCCUGCCCCCAGACGGGGCUCUGAUGUUCAAUAAACCAGUCUUGUCACUGCCACUUUGUUCUGAGAUGCCCCUGGCUCUGUUGGGUCCUCAGCCACGUGUCUGAAGCCAGUCCUCGUCCCCCGCUUCUUUUUAUCCUGCUACUUUGCUGAAUCAUUCCCCCCCCCCUUUUUUUUUUUAAAUCUCCCUUUUGUACCAGGGAUUGAACCCAGGGGCACUUAGCCACUGAGCCACAUCCCCAGCACUCUUUCAGCCUCUUGAGUAAAUGCAGUUAUAGGUAUGCACCACCAUGUCUGGCUUGAUGAAUAUUCUUAUCAUGAAUCUUUUUGGAAUCUUGUCAGAUAUUUUUUCCCAUUGAUAAUCAUGUGGAUUUUCUCUUUCGGCCUGUUCAUGUGUGUUUACCAUGAUGAAUUUUCACGUGGAAUAAAUCCCAGGAAUAAAUCCAAUUUGUUAUAGCAUA